Messenger RNA from Trichechus manatus latirostris (Florida manatee), 2858 nucleotides. RefSeq names its product TATA-box binding protein associated factor 4 (gene TAF4). Lineage: Eukaryota; Metazoa; Chordata; Mammalia; Sirenia; Trichechidae. Gene Ontology annotation, biological process: DNA-templated transcription; transcription initiation at RNA polymerase II promoter. The coding region runs from base 1 to 2433 and encodes 810 amino acids. Gene Ontology annotation, molecular function: protein heterodimerization activity; RNA polymerase II general transcription initiation factor activity; DNA binding. The transcript is spliced from 19 exons. The record is from RefSeq and is a predicted model, not a curated record. Gene Ontology annotation, cellular component: transcription factor TFIID complex.
AUGGGCCCAGUCAGCUUCUUCCUCAAGACCACCAGGACCCCCCCCAACCCCUGCCAACAUGCUCCCCGAGUGCGCUCCAGGCCCCCCAACCUUGACAACCCCAUUGCGGACGGCAGGCUGUGCGCACUGAAAAGAAAAACAGACGGGCGCCUUGAGGAGGCCACCCGGGACACUCCCCCCAAAACAAGUGGCUCUAGCUCAGACCACUCCACAGGAGUCCAAACACACGUAGCGGGGCGGGACUUCCACGUGAACAAAGCGACCCGCGUCCCCCACCGGGAGCGUGGCGUCAUCACGUCCUCACGUCCACAGCUCCUCCUGCGCCGCCUCGGCGGGAGCCUGCAAAGAUGCAACGACGCUGAGCUGGUUUCCAGAGUUAGCCCGUCCCAUCAGGCAGUGACCCAGGAUCUGUCACGAACAUCAACAGCCUCAACCACCGGCCUCCGGGCCACCCUGACGCCCACCGUGCUGGCCCCGCGCCUGCCGCAGCCGCCGCAGAACCCUACCAACAUCCAGAACUUCCAGCUGCCCCCAGGUAUGGUCCUCGUGCGCAGCGAGAACGGGCAGCUGUUAAUGAUCCCUCAGCAGGCACUGGCCCAGAUGCAGGCGCAGGCCCACGCCCAGGCCCAGCCUCAGACCACCAUGGCGCCCCGCCCUGCCACCCCCACAAGUGCCCCUCCCGUCCAGAUCUCCACCGUACAGGCUCCCGGGACACCUCUUAUUGCCCGGCAGGUGACCCCAACCACCAUAAUUAAGCAAGUGUCUCAGGCCCAGACGACAGUACAGCCCACCACCACACUACAGCGCUCGCCCGGCGUGCAGCCUCAGCUUGUCCUGGGAGGCACUGCCCAGACAGCGUCACUAGGGACGGCGACAGUGCAGACAGGAACACCUCAGCGGACGGUCCCGGGCGCAGCCACCACCUCCACAGCUGCCACGGAAACUAUGGAAAACGUGAAGAAAUGUAAAAAUUUUCUGUCGACGUUGAUAAAGCUGGCUUCGUCCGGCAAGCAGUCCACGGAGACGGCGGCCAACGUGAAAGAACUCGUGCAGAAUUUACUGGAUGGAAAAAUCGAAGCAGAAGAUUUUACUAGUAGGUUAUACCGAGAACUUAAUUCUUCACCUCAACCUUACCUUGUGCCUUUCCUGAAGAGGAGCUUACCCGCCUUGAGACAGCUGACCCCUGACUCCGCAGCCUUCAUCCAGCAGAGCCAGCAACAGCCGCCACCCGCCGCACAGGCCACCACAGCGCUCACGGCGGUGGUGCUGAGCAGCUCCGUCCAGCGCACGGCCGGGAAGACGGCGGCCACCGUGACCAGCGCCCUCCAGCCCCCUGUCAUCAGCCUCACGCAGCCCACACAGGUUGGCGUUGGCAAGCAGGGGCAGCCCACAUCGCUGGUGAUCCAGCAGCCUCAGAAGCCAGGAACCCUCAUGCGCCCUCCCCAGGUGACGCUGACGCAGACGCCCAUGGUUGCCCUGCGGCAGCCACACAACCGCAUCAUGCUCACCACGCCGCAGCAGAUCCAGCUCAACCCCCUGCAGCCAGUCCCUGUGGUCAAACCUGCUGUGUUACCUGGAACCAAAGCUCUUUCCACCAUCUCCGCACAAGCAGCGGCCACACAGAAGAAUAAGCUCAAGGAGCCUGGGGGAGGUUCGUUUCGGGACGACGAUGACAUCAAUGAUGUCGCCUCGAUGGCGGGAGUAAACUUGUCAGAAGAAAGCGCGAGAAUAUUAGCCACAAACUCUGAACUAGUGGGCACGCUCACGAGGUCUUGUAAAGACGAAACGUUCCUCCUCCCAGCUCCUUUACAAAGAAGAAUAUUAGAAAUAGGUAAAAAACACGGCAUCACGGAGUUGCAUCCAGACGUAGUAAGUUACGUGUCACACGCCACGCAGCAGAGGCUGCAGAAUCUUGUGGAGAAAAUAUCCGAGACGGCGCAGCAGAAGAACUUCUCCUACAAGGAUGAUGACAGAUACGAGCAGGCAAGCGAUGUCCGGGCUCAGCUCAAGUUUUUUGAACAGCUCGAUCAAAUCGAAAAGCAGAGGAAAGAUGAGCAGGAGAGAGAAAUCCUGAUGCGGGCCGCCAAGUCUCGAUCCAGACAAGAAGAUCCAGAACAAUUAAGGUUGAAACAGAAAGCAAAAGAGAUGCAGCAACAGGAGCUGGCCCAGAUGAGACAGCGAGAUGCCAACCUCACGGCCCUAGCGGCCAUCGGGCCCAGGAAAAAGAGGAAAGUGGAUUCUCCAGGACCGGGAUCAGGAACAGAGGGAUCGGGCCCCGGCACGGCGGUCCCAGGCAGUUCGGGCGUCGGAACCCCCCGACCGUUCACGCGGCAGCGGAUCACGCGGGUCAACCUCAGGGACCUCAUAUUUUGUUUAGAAAACGAGCGUGAGACAAGCCGUUCCCUGCUGCUCUACAAAGCAUUCCUCAAGUGACAGGAGAACGCGGCGUUGUGACGGGGACGCCUGGGACGUUUUUAUAUAUUUGCAGAUGACGCCUUUUUGUAACAAGCAAAUGGAAUAUUGUUUAAAAAAACAGCCACCUCUUUACAAUGGAACAGUUUUAUAUUCCUGUUUAUAAAUCAGCUCUUCAGUCUGAGAGAAAAUGCAUUUCUGUAGCAGAGAGAACUCAAGGCCUGUGGAUACUCCUAAAGGACAGUGAAAUCUGAGCUCAUCUUUGAUUGAGUGGCCUUCUUGCCAAACAAGCCAUAUAAGACUGAUGGGGUUGCUAGCCAGUAGCAGCUGCCUUCUGUCAGCGCGUCCCUGUGUCCACGUUACAUGUGCGUUUGGUUAAUUCCAGCUAACUUACGACACGGGCACAUGUCUACAGCCCCAUGACCUCAUCUCACGUAUUUUAUUUU